AUGAUCUUACAAAAGGGUGAAACUGAGAUAGAAAAGGAUAAUAUCACCGAUCCUGGGACGACAAGUUAUUCGUUUCGUGGUUUGGAGAAAAAUACCAACUACACGGUGAAACUGUUUUCCAGAAAUUUUGUAUUCGAGGGAGAUCCUGCUGUGAGGACAAUUAAGACCAAGUUUGAAGGUGAGAAAUCACAAGUGAUUUCGUGACUAAGCACUUUGCACCAAUCAUUUUGUUGCAAACUUAGAUUUGUCCCAGUUUUAACAAUGUUAUCUGCUCACCACAUUAUAAGAUUUUUUGUUUAAAGUGUUUUUCUACUCCUUGGUGGCCAGUUUCCUUUCCCUUUUUAAUAGUUAUUUGAGAGGUUCCUACGGUUGUAGAAGCAUAAUAAUAAAUAAACCACAAGGGAACAUAGGUGAGAACAAUGGAAAACCUACGCGGCUACAUUCCGUAAAUGCUACCUGUUUUAUCAAGUAUUGUUUGCCUUUUUUUUUCUUUUCAUUUUUUGAUGUUCAUGUUUCAUAACCUGUUUGUGUAAAUAAACAACAAAAACGGUCGCUAGAUAGUUGGUUGGAUAUUGUUUUCCUAAACUCUUACCGGCUAUAUUCAGAACACCCAAUAACCAACUACCCCUUUUGAGAGUGAGACGAUUUUCACACAUUGGUUGACCAAAGAACUGAAGUUUGAGGUAAUGGGCCUUUCAUGAAAAUCUCUUUAAUAUGCCAAUAUUAUGGGGAAAUCUCGUCAAACAGUUUGUGGACGGCCCCGAAGAGUCCUCCGUUUAUUUUCUUUAUGAUGAGAAAAGUACGAGCGCAAAAAAAUAGAGUUUGAGUGAAAGAAGUCAAGCUAUAAGCUGUAACCUGAUAAAAUACGAAAAAUUACGAGGCAUGAAGAAAGUUUGAGAUAGGUAUUUAAAAAGCUAAACCUCUUGCUUAUAAUUAAGGUGGAUGGAUGUCGUUUUCUUAAAUACCUGCCCGCUAUACUCAAAGCACUUAAAAAGAAUCAAACCUCCAUGGGUCCCAUAGCUAUCAGGAUUUGCCACUAAUUUAUCGACAUUUUUUGCACACUUCUGGACACUUUUUUCGUGAAACCUUCCAUUGUUUUACACAUAUGGUACUUCUUGUGUUAACGCUAGGUUUGUGUGUAACGAUUUUCUUUCAAAACUAUGUCACAGACUUUAAAAUCAGUAGUUCUAGAGCCAAUGCCAGUUGGUAAUAACGUUAGUAAAAUUAUACUCCCCAGUAUAACUUAUAUCGUCUAUCGAGGGAAAAUGGCGGCACUUUAAAAUUCCCAUAGCUUGUUUUAAUUUCGAAGGGAUAAGCCCAAACCAAAACGAUUAAGGUUGCCGUUAUCAUUUUUUGUCCUUUCAAGUUACUUUGAAUUCAUAUAAAUAUUUAACUUAAUUUUGCUAGUUAUACACUUUUUUUUUAAAAAUAUCCCAGAAAAAUCCUCUACCAAUUUACAGGUUAUUUUAUCACUGAUAAUGUUUGUGAUCAGGUUUGUAACAAGAAGUUGUAUAAUUAUAAGAAAUUUCACGCUGUUCGUGUUGUUGACAUCAAUCUAGGAGCCCCAGAUGUGGUCGAAAUCGACGAACUGCCACGUGAAACAACAGACGAUACAAUUACCUUAAAGUGGAAGGAGCCAGAAAAUAAUGGAAAAGUUAUUAUCAUGUAUACAGUGUACCAAAGAGUAGUGACUGAUGGAAAAGUGGACAGAAAUAAGGAGAAUCAGAGAUGUUUCUGUGAGAGAAUUGAAAAUAACGUUGGAGGGAGGAAAGGUAUAUCAGUUUGCCAUUACUGCAACUAAUGAGCUUGGUGAAAGCCGAAAACAAGAGAGAGCAAACAUACAGCAAGUCAAGGCAGAAAGAAGUAUGUUCAAAUGAAUCUUGUUUUCCCUUUUCAAAGGUUUAUCCUUUUCUUUUCUUAGUUUUCAAGCACUCUCUAUGUCAUAAACAUCGAGGUAUUUACGGGUGGAUUCUUAGCUUGCGAAAACCUGAAUGAAUGAGAAAAAUUUCACUUACGUCGCAGUUGAUAUUUGUGUGCCAACUAGAGGCAUAUUGGCUGAUGUACAAGAAGUUGUUUUGCAGUGUAUUUUGUUACUACAUUUCAGUUAACAAGUUGAUAAAAUAAUUAUAAUGAUUGAACGGCAGCAAUUAUACUCACAGCCGAUGGCUGUGUGAAUAAUAUCAAAUUCAGAAAUUACAUUCCUAUACAGGACUUAUUUAUAAUGACAGGGAAGCGACCUUUGACAUACAAACGCAUUGCAAAGAUACAGAGUCAUCCACCAGGCGUAAAUAGGGGGCUGGACUCUGAGGUCGCUACGUUGAUCACUUUAUCAGCGCUACUUUUUCCACCAGAGAGCAACUCAAUUAUUUGUUAACCAUUGUCAGUUACUUUCAUUCAGCUUUAAAAUAGAGUUUUUAUCCCCACAGAUGGCUCGGAAAGCGCAGCAAAAGGUAGGAAUAACAAAGAAAUUGUGGAAUACACUAAAGUUCUCUAAACAACCAGACAUGGUUUAGUGCUACUCUGGUUUAAAGAUUUAAUGAAUGAAGUUACAACUAGCAAUACUCCUCAUGAGAAGGAACCAGCGUCUGGUUUUGCUGUUAUUCCUUACAUUUAGGGUGUUACGGAACCUAUCAAGAGAAUUUUGAAUAGCCACAACGUUUACGUUGCUCAAAAACCUUUUCAGACCUUAGGGCAUGUUUUUGCCAAACCUAAGGAUCCUAUCACAAAUGAACAACUAACCGACGUUUUCAUUCUAUUCCGUGCAAUGGCUGUGAUCACGAGUAUAUCGGACAGACCAAACUUUAGUUUGGUAGACGUUUGAAAGAGCAUCAAAGAGCUUUCAAAAUUCAGCUUUGUCGGAGCACACAUGCCAAACUAACCACAUAAUUGUGUGGGAUAACUCUAAAACUAUCUUCACUUACCACCACGAGCGCCUUUGUUUGGAAGCCUGGCAUAUCAACUCUGCCCACGCUCCUUUAAGUCGUGAUGGUGGCGGCUUACUGCCUGACGCAUAUUUGCACCUCGUCAGAAAAAAGGGCAGCUAAUUAUUUUGCGUGUUAAAGGACCUCUCUGUGCAACAAUUAGAUCACCCCUGAUGAAGGCACUAGACAGGAGUGUUGAAACGUUGGGUCUGUGAAUUGUAACUUCUCGGUUACUUUCAGUCCAUUUUACAGUUGCGUGCUUGGCUGCCAGGCCUUUGAACAGGAGUGAGGCUGAAGGUGACCUUGUUAUGAUACAAACCUUGCUGCUUUUCAAAUGUAAAUGACUUUUUCAUGCAAACUAGAUACUGGUCUCCAUCAUUACAUGAUCAACUUCAGCCUCACUCCAAAUCAAAGGCUUGGCAGCUAAGUACGCAACUGUAAAAUGGCCAAUUCAUUAAAUCUUUAAACCAGAGUAUCGUCAAACCAUGUCAAAUUGUUAAAUGUUUACACGUAUUCUUCCGAAAACGGACUUUUUCCAAUUGUAGAUAGAUAGAUAGACUGUGUUUUAUUAAAAUUACAUUGCAGAUAAAAACUGAAUUGCGUAACUUCACAUUAAUCAAUUGUACAAACUGUUUCUGCAACACAUAUUUAUGAAACUUGUUGCCGCUCUGUCGGUCUUACAACGAUUAAGAUUGAAAUUCCUCUGUUUCCUUAAAUUGUAAUUAGCCUGAUAACUUUUUGGGAUUAAAGAAUGAAUUUUGUUGUUUUUGUUUUCUAAAACUGAUCGGAAAAGUGUCGAUGUCAACUGUUCUUGGUGGGUUCUCAAGCUUGGGAUGUUUGCUUGAUCGAGGGCUUCUUUAUAUGAUGCUCCAGGGAAGUGCAUGCGAGGGCUCUUUUCUGCACUCUCUCCAGAUCGACUUGUAGAUAUUUCGGAAGUGCAUGGUGGAACACUGGGCAGGCGUAGUCUAGGCAGGACCUGAUGGUUGCGCAAUAGAUUGCUACAAGAUCGAUUGUAGGUACUUUAGCCCGCUUAAGUUGAAUCAAAAAAUAGUGUUUUGAGUUGGAUUUCUUUAUUAUUUCUGUAAUAUGGUUGUUCCAAGUUAGAGUUGAAUUAAUAUUGAGUCCAAGAAGUUUAACACACUGCACAGAUUCAAUUAGUUCCUCGUCCACGUUGGUUUUUGGAAAUUGGGGGUAUUGAGGGCUAAAGCUGAUCAACAGUUCUUUGGUUUUUGCGCAAUUCAAUUGAAAUAGAUUUUCCUCAGACCAGGACUGUACUUGGUCAACUGCACUUUGCGCGUGACUAAUCUUUCCUUUCGGGACGGUUUCUGAUACCGUCGUAUCGUCAACGUAUUUCCACAGAUUAAAAAUGUCGGGCGAAACUGACAAAUCGUUUAUCAUUAAAAGGAAAAGCCAGGGGCCCAGUUUGGUCCCCUGUGGUACUCCGGCAGGCACUUUGCUCCACUCAGAGAAACAGUCAUUGCCAAGUUUAACUCUCUGAGACCUAUUUGAAAGGAAGUCAACUAUCCAGUUAAUGUCCAGUUGAUUCAGUUUUGAUAUUAGGAUGGACUGAUCUAUUAGGUCAAAGGCCUUUCGGUAAUCAAAAAGAAGGACCCGAACUGACGCUCCGUUUCCGUCUGUUGCUUCAAGCCAAUUGUGUAUCAUGCUUAUGAGUGCCAGUACAGUGGAUGAUCCAGAUACCGUUCCGAACUGAUUUGGGUCCGCUUCUUUUUCCACGGCCGGUUUGAUGAAGUCAGAAACUAUAAAAUCCUCAGCAAGUUUUGAUAACGCAGGUGUAAGUGAAACUGGCCUUAGCUCCUUCUUGGGAUCAGUCACUUGUUUUACCUUUGGGAGGGGUGUUAUAUUCGCCAAUUUCCAAACUGACGGCAAUUUUUGUUCUUUGUAGGAAGUGUUCAAAAUGUCCGUUAUGGGCUGUGCUAAAAUUUCGGCGUAUUCCUUUAGAACCCAAUUAGGUAUGCCGUCCGGGCCAGGAGCUUUGUGUUUGUUGAGGCGUUUCAGAUUAAUGUACACUCGAUGUGUUGAUAUUUUAGGGAAUUCGGCGCCUUCUCCUGUAGGAAGGAGAAUAGACGUGUUCUCACAGUUGAUAGGCUGAUAAGACUGGAGCGGUUCUAGAAGAGCUUCAUUUAUUGCACUGGCGAUUUCUUGGGGGGACAUGUUGGUGAAUUGCUGUACGUCGAGGGAGGACAGUAAAUUGGGGUUUUGUUUUUUGGAUCCACUCAGUUUAUUUAUCUCUUUCCACCACUGACGGGGAUUCAUACCUUUGAGAUCUUGCACUUUUGAAGUAUAGUAGGCUGCUUUGCAUAGUUUCCUUUCUCUAUUGACAGCAUUGCGGUAAAAUCUGAAAACUGGACCCUUCUUGUUGGAAUGAAAUGCAUUUUGACGCAAACGAAUCAACUCCUUGAGUUUUAUUGUCAUCCAAGGGGCGUCCUUCGGGUAAACUUUAAUCGACCUUUCUGGCAUGAUGUUAUUUAUGCCGUUUGUUAUCAGUUCGUUUAAAAAAUGCGGAGUUUUCCCUCACAGGAGCUUUGCAUAUUGAUGCAUGACCAGUCGACAUUGCUGAGAUAGCGGCCGAGACUUGUCUUCUUGCUUUCUCUCAUAUCCCUGAUAUUGAUCUUUUUCCUGGUAUGUUGGUUCAGUAUCCUUUCCUUCGGCUUUACGAUGACUGUGCUAUGGUCUGACAGACCAAAGGGGGGAAAGCUCUCGGGCGUUGAGAAGUGAUUGCCCAUGUUUGUUAGUAUUAGAUCAAGCGUGGCCUGGCCUCUUGUGGGGAAUUUAACAAGCUGCUUUAAUUUAAAAUGGUUCCGCAAAUGGCAAAUAUCAAGACGGUUAAAAUCGCCAGUGACAAUAAUUCCACAAUUUGGAUACAAAGAUUCGGCUGAUUUCAAACUGUCAAAUAGAUGGUUGAGCAAAUUCUGACUGUCGGAUUCUGCUGGACUGUUACGGCCUGGGUAGUAAACGACGGCCAGCAAGAUGCAAGAAAAACCGCGGGGAGAGCGUGAUGGAUCUAAUUUGAGCCAGAUUAUUUCAUGGUCGUUACAGCAACGUAACUUCUCGGGAAUUUCAUAUUUGACGUCCUCCUUGACAUAUACACAGACUCCUCCAUGCUCGUGAGAUGAUCGGUCAUUCCGUGUGAUGUUAUAUCCUUCAAUGUUUACAACUGUGUCGCUGAUGUGGUCUUUCAGCCAGGUUUCUGUAAUGCAGCAGACCUGAAUUUUUUCCCUUAAGAUUAGUUCUUCAACUUCACUCAGCUUAGGAACCAGUGACAUAGUAUUCGCUAACAUAAUGGUUGGUACGAAAUGGCUGGUGUUUUGCUUUUGCAUUUUGCCAUUCUUUGUUGGAAUUGUAAUCAAAUUAUUGAUGUUUCUUCCCGGUGCCCGUUGAUAACUUCUUUGCAAGUGUCGUGUUUUCAGCGAUUGAUUGGAUAUAAUUACUGGUAUUCGGUGCUUUCCUGCUCUCUUUCCACGAUAUCUCAGAAUUCCAGCAAGUUUUAACGAGCCUAGAGCAUUAGAAGGUGGCGGUAUUGAGAUGGUGCGGCGAAUAUUGAGAAGAUCUUGGCGUGAAUAACAGAGACUCGUGCAGUCGUUAGUAUGCAAAUAGGAAAGACAAACUGAAUUCCCGCGAGUUUUAAAACUUGGAGGAUGAUUUAUGGUUCCAUCUGUUUGCCAGUUUCGUUGAUGUAAGGAAGAGCUUGGGCCCGGGUUGGUUGCAACAUCCAUAUACAUAGUUAUUUCAAUCGGAGGAUCGUGUCCGGGAAUGCUGAGGGAAACAAAGCCAUGUUUUCUCCAAGCGCAAAUUGCACGGCCUGUUCGAUGGAAACCGGUUGAACCGCUACUGUUGACAGUCGUUAACACUUGAGAUAUUAGAUAGGGAUAUUCGAUUUGGUCUUGUAGUGGCAAGUCUUGCAGCUGAUUAACUGGUAAAAUACCAAUAUAAGAUACUAAAAACAAGCACAAAAGUGCAGAACGAAAAAGAUUCGUGGCUGCCAUUUUGGCGCCUGCGCAGUAUAUUCCAUAUUGUGUAUAUAUUCCAUAUUUGUGUAAUUAAACAACUCAUUUCUGUGAGUGAUAGAUUUCCACGUUUUUGUUUUUGUCGUUGUUGUUGUUUUUAGUCAAUUAAUCAAAAUAUUACUUUUAGAAAUUAUUAUAUAAAGACUAGCACCUUACUUUUCUUUAGUACCUACCUAUUUUUGGUCAUGAGUCUUAGCUAUGUAAUGAGAGCAGUUUAUCGACCACGAUUAGUGUAAAUGUUGUUUGAAUGUUACUUGAUAAAGCUUUGUAAAAUGAAUCAUUUUAGGUCCUGAGGAAUGUAACUGCCCAUCUAACAACGUCUUGUUGGCCAUAAUUGGGGUUCUUGCUUUCACAAUCCUUCUUCUAAUUAUUUACAUAAUCUGGCUACAUAAGAAAGGUAGGUAAAAUAUUCAUAAUCUAUGAUAGAGGGUUUGGCUGCAAGAUUCAUUUUUAUACAAAAGCAAAUUUUGACCUACAUCCACAUCAUUUGUCUUUUUUUCCUUUCGUUCUUUUUCAGGCGCUCUUGGGAAACAGAGGUAAGAAUUUGCUGCCACUUGGAUUGUGUCGAUGUAAUGUGCUAGAUAUGGUUUCAUCUUAACUCAAAAUUCCACUUAAAGCUAAUGAAAUUCUCAGCUUUUUAUAAAUAUUCAUAUGCUUUCUCAAUUGUAGGACUUAUGAAGAUGAAAGAGGUGUUUACGAC
Pocillopora meandrina is the source of this 7646-nucleotide messenger RNA. The record is from the annotation of a GenBank genome assembly. Lineage: Eukaryota; Metazoa; Cnidaria; Anthozoa; Scleractinia; Pocilloporidae.